AUUUGGUUUUGAAAUUGUUUUACAAAAUUUUGAUCAUUUGUUUGAAAUAUUGAAUCCAAGUCUUUGCGGACAUGUCUUCGUCAGGAAACGCUUCGGCGGCCAACGCGGCCACCGGUGGUGGAGAGCGGGUGUCGUCGGGAGCCGUGGGUUCUUCGGGUCCGCCCGAGAAGAAGAAGAAGGAGAGUAUCGUUGAUUUGGGUAAAUAUCUGGAUAAAGCGAUUCGUGUCAAGUUUCAGGGCGGGCGCGAAGCGAGUGGUAUUCUUAAAGGAUUUGAUCCGCUAUUAAAUCUGGUUUUAGACAAUACUAUUGAACUAUUGAGAGGUGAGACAAACGUCUUGUUUGAAGCAAUUGUCUAA
Molecule: messenger RNA, 356 nt
Organism: Medioppia subpectinata
Lineage: Eukaryota; Metazoa; Arthropoda; Arachnida; Sarcoptiformes; Oppiidae
Source: the annotation of a GenBank genome assembly